UCUCAUGGUUACAGCGGGUAAAAAUACUCCACUGCUCUUACAUCAGUGCGGCUCCGUGAUAUUUUGGGACUUCUCCCAUUCGCUUUGGAGUGGUUACUGGGUGUCUGUCUGUCUGUGCCAGCCCUGGACUGUCGCCUACAACGACUCAGUGCAGGGGCGAGAGACGACACUGCGCGGCCUCAGAUUUCGAUAUAAACAUGUUAAAGAGAAGCAGGGGUGCAGCAGUGAGGAAGUACUCGAGAUAAAAGAGGACACCAUGGGGACUCUGGCACAAGAAUGACAGCAGCCGUGAGGACAUGGAAGGGACUGAAGCGUCCAGUCCCGCCGCCUGUGUGAGCACCGCUUCGGCUGCUGCGGGGCUGACGGGGGAUAUGGCCGGAUGUGGAUAAUUGUCUCUUUCAAUUUGGACAUGGCAAAGUGUGCUGUUGAACUAUAUCAAGAAACAUUUCAACUUGUGCUUUACAAAGCAGAAAUGAAGACUUUUAAAAUAGCUUGGUGAUUAGCAUUCAUCUUUUAUCUCAUUAAGUGAAUGUUUUAUUUUAAUUCGCUGGAGGAAUGUGGAGUGCGAUUAUGAACGGCUCGGGGGUGCGCGGUGGGGGCGGUGCAGGCGGGGGCUACGUCCCGUCUCAGGGAUGGGAGUUUGUGCGGUGCUCCAGGAUGGACAGGCCCGAUAGAGGCAGGGGCAAAAAUCGCAGCCCGUCGAGGAGGAUCUCUUCUCCGCCCACCGUCUUCAGUCACAUCUACGACUCGCAGUUCUCUGCUACGGGAGAAGGUGGAGCAGGGACACAGCUUGAGGUCCUCAGGGGACAAAUGUGGCCGGGUCCUGAUGCCCAGCAGCAGCAGCAGCAAACACAACAAACGCGGCUUAAAAAGAAAUUGGAGGAUUUGAAAAAGCGACACAUACAGGAUAAGGAAGAAUGGAUGCGAGAGAAGGAGUCAUUGUUGAGAGAAGUAGCUGACAUACAAGCAGGGGAGAAUAGAAGGAUAUUGCUGGACCUGAAGACGGUUUUGGAGGACGUGCAGGCGGAGGUGAAGAGAGAGGAAGAGAAGAGGAGUGAGCUACAGUUGCAGUACACCAGAGACAGAUGUGCCUGGGAUCUGGAGAAGGCCGAGCUCAAAUGCAGGAUUGCACAGCUGGAGGCUAGAGAGGGUGCUGGUUUGGUCAGUGGAGGGGUCCAGUCAGCCGCAGGUCCUCGAUCUGUGGCGUCACGGAGUGCUCGAGAGCAGCACGGCGAGACAUUGUCUCUCCGCCGGGAGAGGGAAGAGCAGCGGCGGCUCCUGGCGGACACACACUCCACUGCCAUGGACCUGCGCUGUCGCCUGGAGCACAACGAGAGGGACUGGGUGAGGGAGAAAGCCGAGCUGCUGGAGAGGUUUGAUUUGGAGAGGAGGGAAUGGGAGUGCCAGCUGAAGGAUAUGCAGAGAAAAAUAGAGGAGCUGUACUGUGACGUGGGGACCAAGCGAGAAGAAAGCGGGCUGGACAGUGGGAGGCAGCAGGACGAUGAUGCUGUUCACAGACUCAGCAUCCGCUCAUCCAGCACCGGCUCCAGUUUGCUUAGUGACAGCGAGCCGCUCAGCAGCAGCAGUCAGUCGGAGUGCAUCACACAUCCACCUUUACCCAGUUUCAGUGGCAACAGAAACAGCAGCAGUGAAUUUGUCGGCAGAGGCGGUCACCACACCUCUUGCUUACACGCAGACAGCCUGAAUAAAUAUGUUGAUGCUCAGUUCACUCAGAAUGACCACUCACAACCUGAGCUGGAGUUAAGAUACAGAGGCACCUGGCAGAAAGACUCAGACUAUGAUAGCAAGAAAGCUGUGGAUAUCAUGGAGUUGGAUGCUAUGUUUCAUGGAGCUCCUGGCAGCGGAGAGCAACAAAUCGUCUCAAAUGUCACUGAAGGCAAUGUCCAUGUUAGUCCUGAAGAAAGCCUUCAUUGGGCAGAGCUGAGUUACGGAACUGAGAAGAAGAGGAACACCACUGCUCUCAAUGCUGCUCUGAAGGAGAUAGCCCGUGUCAGCGAGGAGCUUUGCAGCUACCAGGAUGAGAUCAGAAAGAAGAGUGGGGAUAAGAGGACUCGAUCUGAAUCCCUGACCUUACCUGAGGAGAGCGACAAGUUGUUCAGUCACGAUAAAACCCAACUGGAGGUGGAUGAUCCUCCCUGCGACCUCAGCCAGAUUUACGAUAACUUUCGGGCCUUGGAGAGGGAGAACUGGAUCACCAUGUCACACGAUAACACCUGGCGGGAUGACAGAGGGCCGAGCAAAUCCUGGAGAGCAAACUCAGCUGAUCCAGACGGCUACCGAGAAACACAGACGAGCCCUGAACUACUCUUUGAGAUCGAUACAGAGGCUCCGACCAUCCCUCCCCGCAUCACCUCCUGGAUUCAGAGCUCCCCCACCCACCCAGACACUGAACUCUACAUCCCAGAAUCCCCCAUGGCCACAAUAGGGAAGUGCCAAAGCCCCUCUGUAAUCGUGGAUAAAAAAUGUAGCAGCCCGUCUAUUGUCAGGAAGUUCGAGGCUAUGCUGCAAGAAAACGAAGGGAAAGUUUUAAAAGACGGCGUCGUAGCAUCCUGCGCUGUGCCUACUAACUCUGAACGUUAUAUGGGCUGCUGCCACAACCGCUGGUCCUGUGAUGGAAGCAAGUUUACCGGCAACAAGCUGUCCACAUGCGGGACUGUCCAGAAGAGCUUCUCUGAAGUCAACAUAUUGACUGCCGGAAAAAAUGAUUACUGCCCAGGAAACCAUAAAAGCCCCGGGCUACAAAUGCCUCCGACUGUCAAAGAAUUACCUUUAGAUCUGCUCUUGUCCUCUCUUGACAUACCGCCUGCUGCCCCCAACCUCAAGGGCUCCAGAAGAAACAUACUGCUGGAGCAAAAAACUGCUGAGUUCAACAGGACGUUGUUUCAGGCUGAGAUGGGCCGUGGCGUAAAGGAGAAGGACAGUUUAACAGCAGCAGAUGUUGGCAGCCAACCAGUCUUUCCACCAACUUCGGCAUCAGAUGAGAUUUUACCUCCCAGUGAGAAGCCAUGUCAGCCACAUUGUACUGGUGUCACCACUACAGUCAUUGGUAUGCAUCCUGAUGUCAUAUUAUCUCCCUCCACCUCAAAUGCAACACCUCAGAACCACAAGGUCCAGCCAAGGCAAAUGAGAUGUAGUCCUGAGGGUCAAGAGGUCAGAAUGAAGCAAGAAAUACCCUCUGAACCUUCAUCCGAACAGAUUCAAGUCAGGGAGGCUGCAACAAUCAUCUCCCCUGCAACCCGUUCUGAGGUCACGCACAAAGUUUCUACAGCGAGCAGUCCUUCCAGAAAAACCCAUCACAGAGCGGCUACAGAGCCUCUCUUCCCUGAGCCUGCAAACACCCAGCCACGUCAGAAUGGGGACACUUCCAGCUCCAAGAAUGGGAAUCCCCAUGGAGCAAAGUGUCAGUCAGCCAGAGGUGGCGUCUCACUCCAGACACAGCCAGGGCAGCAGGCACAGCAGAAGCCCGUUCCUGCUUCCCAGUCGGACUCCUCCAGGCCCGGGCCUCGAAUGAUGAACGAGCAUCCCUGGAAGGCCCUCACUCUGGCCGCAUACCCACGGCCCGAGGGAUCCAGGUCCAACUACGGGGCGGUGGAAAGGAUUCUGAAGAAUUACGAGAGCGCCGCCCGGGCUCAGCUGAACCAGAGCCAGCCAAACAAGCCGGCUUUGAGUCCAAACGCCUGUGUUGGGCAGGACAUAGAAGUGGACAUGCUGGACAUGAACCCUCUGCACUUACCCCCCACUCUGAGACACACGCAGAACUCACACAGCUCACACACCACACACUCACAGCUCAGCAGCUACAGCAACAUGUGUGUGGAAGAGGUACAUCUAACAGUGCAGGACAACGAAGAGACCUCCGACUCCUCCUGCGCUCAGAAGAACUUCUCCAGGCCCGCCCGUCCUGCCAACCGACGCCGCCCCUCCCGAUGGGCCAGCCGCUCCCCCACCUCCUCCUCCUCACCCUCCCCCUCUCCCUCCACCCCCCCCGUUGUGCAGCCAUCCUUCCCCCUCCACAAACACAGUUCCUCUUUUACCUACUCACAUGCCUUCCACAUAGAGACUGUCAUUAUUUGAUAACCUCUGAACACUUUUCAUUACUGUUGUACAUACCAGACCCUUGUUCACUCCUACAGACUCGGAAGUGCUUUAGUUUUGAUUUCACUCAGUUUUUAGAAUGUACAGUAUGUGGUAUCCAGUGGAGCCUAACUGAACAAAAAAGGCAAGGAAAGGAUCUGAAGCAGCUUCACGUAUUCAGCAGUAUGCUUGGCUUCAUGCAUAGCCUCAGUGGAGUGAACACAUCACGCUCAUUCAUUCGUGCCAACCAUCUGAAUGGACGUCCUACGCUCAGGAUUCUAGCCUUGACUAGUGUACCCUCCACUUCUGUCUUAUAUAUACUGUAUCAACAAAGUGAUGCUUGCUUAUAGUCAAAUGAUCCCAAAAACUUCCAGCCAAAUGAAAUCCAGAAUGAUGUAUUUACUAGUACUGUAUUUUGUAAAUUGUGUGCAACAUGUUUUGUGUGCUUUUUGCACAAAAUAUGCUGUUACACACACAAUAUGCAGCGUCAUGGUGGUAGAGCAGAGAUUUCCCGUAAGCAUCUCUCUGUGUGCUGAACCAAGCAGUGUUGAUUUCUGCCUUCUUCAAUAUAUUACCCACAAUACAUGCCUGGACCGUACCUUGACGUAAACACUUAGCUUUACAUUCACGACUGGCUUUAUUUUUUUCUCAUGAUUACAGUAACAAUAAUGUGAGGGUUUUUUUUAUAACUUUGUACCAAAGCCUGGUUUCCUUAUAUGCAUUUUCCUGAUUUAAAAAUGAAAUGCAUUGUUUGUUAUCACAUUUGAUUUUGCUUUCCCCCCAUUGCUGAUGUUUUCCAACAUCAAUCAUGAGAGCCUUCUUUUGUGCAUAGCAGUGAUUACCAUGCUUAUGAUAAAAAGAUUAAAAAGCCUUUUUCUACUUUUACUAACUCUGAAUAGUCACAUAUCAGGACAUUACUCAGCUGAGUAGUACAGGUUUUGGGUCAAAGUGAUGAAUCAUAUCAUGAUGAAGGUGAUGCCUUUGCUGUUCUUUUUGUGUAAUAAACUUAAGGACUGAA
This is a messenger RNA of Trematomus bernacchii (emerald rockcod), 5113 nucleotides long. RefSeq names its product SOGA family member 3a (gene mtcl3a). The transcript is spliced from 7 exons. The record is from RefSeq and is a predicted model, not a curated record. The coding region runs from base 556 to 4095 and encodes 1179 amino acids. Lineage: Eukaryota; Metazoa; Chordata; Actinopteri; Perciformes; Nototheniidae.